This is a messenger RNA of Leucoraja erinaceus (little skate), 5852 nucleotides long. It is a transcript of the gene capn10, whose product is annotated as calpain 10. Gene Ontology annotation, cellular component: cytoplasm. The transcript has 14 exons. Gene Ontology annotation, molecular function: calcium-dependent cysteine-type endopeptidase activity. Gene Ontology annotation, biological process: proteolysis. Lineage: Eukaryota; Metazoa; Chordata; Chondrichthyes; Rajiformes; Rajidae. The coding region runs from base 244 to 2232 and encodes 662 amino acids. The record is from RefSeq and is a predicted model, not a curated record.
AGUUCAGGGCGUUGCACAGGCUCUCUUAUGGCCCGGGGCGACUGAAGGCGCUUGUCCACCAACCGAGGAAUAUCUUGCGGAGAUGCGGACCGACCCUGCCGCUGCCGCCUCAGGAACAUGAGCAUGCAAAGAAUGGAGGAAUAAUGAACACAUGCAGGCAGAUGAGUCUAAAGAAGAAACUGGCAAAGCCAAAAUCCCAUCCUGCUGAGAUUCCUUUGAACAUGUGUGAAAACGUCCGUGACAAUGAUCAUUUCAGAUAUGGAGACUCCAGAGAAAUUCCAGUUUGAAGAUGCCGACUUCCCUGCCACCAGCUCGUCUCUGUUUUCUAGUUAUUCCACACCCAUUGCCAAAUUCUCUGGUGAAAUUUCAUGGUUGCGACCACAGGAAAUUGCCAAAUCCCCUCAGUUGUUCUCAGAAAAACUGCAGGAUGGACAGAUCAAGCAAGGCCUUUUAGGAGAUUGCUGGUUCUUAUGUGCAUGUGAAGCUUUGCAUAAAAACAGACUGCUGUCGGAAAAGGUGAUACCCCCAGGCCAGGAUUCAUGGAUACAAUCAGGAUGUUUAAAAUGUAGAUUUUGGAAAUUUGGACAAUGGGUUGAAGUUAUAAUAGACAACCGGUUGCCAUGUAUCGGACGCAAGCUCUGUUUUUCUCGUUGUCGCUCUGAAGAGGUUUUUUGGCUACCAUUAUUGGAAAAAGCAUAUGCCAAACUCCAUGGCUGUUAUGAAAUGCUUUGGGCUGGACAAGUGGCUGAAGCUCUGGUGGACAUCACAGGAGGCCUGGCUGAUCGAUGGACUGUAAAGAAUUAUAGAAAAAACAAUGACCAUGUCAGCUUCCCUGAAAAAUCCAGAUUUGAGUUGAUGCGGGAUUUGAAAGAUAAGAGCUUUAUAAGCUGUUCCGUUCAUGGGUCCAACAAAGGAUUCACUGAACGUGCAGAAUUUCAUGCCUUCAGUGUUAGUGACGUGAAGCAAAUUGAUGGACUCAAAGACAGUUAUGUCAAUUUACUAAGGAUAAGAAACAUGUGGGAUAGAAGAUGUUGGAGUGGCUCCUGGCAGGAAGGAGGUGACGGUUGGAACAAAGUUGAUGCAGCUGUGGCUGCACAGUUACAGUCCUUGGCAGAAGAGGGAGAGUUCUGGGUGGAGGAGCAAGAGUUUUUCAGGGAGUUUGAUGAGGUGACGGUUGGUUAUCCCAUAAAUACAGAGGGAUACAUCCUCAGCCUUUUAACAGGUAAAUGUUUAUGCCACACACUGCAAAUUUCAGGAGAGUGGGUCAAAGAUCAAUCUGCCGGAGGUUGCCGCAAUAACUCCAGUUUUUGUAGUAAUCCUAAAUUCUGGCUGCGAAUCCUGGAUCCAGGUGAAAUGGUUAUCUCAAUUUUGCAAAAAAAACAUUAUUCAGGCAAGACCUGUCGGGUUCAGGAUGCUCCCGUGCAUUGUCCUGAUAAGCAAAGGACCACCACUGAUGGCCUCCAACAGAAACGUUACCAUGCCAUAGGACUACAUGUGUGGAAGGUGGAGAAAAAGCGAUUCAAUUUGCAGAAAACUGUUGCCAAGCCACCUACCAUUUCAACUGAAUGCCAUACAUAUGACAGAGAAGUAAAACUGCACUGUGAUCUUACACCUGGCUACUACCUAGUCAUCCCCAGUACGUUCAUGAAAGAUGAAGAUGGAGAAUUUCUACUGCGUGUGUUUUCAACAUCUAAAAUUGCACUGAGUGCAGUCAAAGCAUCUCAUCUACUGAACAAGUUUGAGCGAAAUGCUGAAGGAGAGUGGGAGAUAAUAUAUUUCACGGAUUCAUGGAUCAAAGGAAAGAGUGGAGGUGGAAGUAGGAAUUUUCCAACUUACAACACAAAUCCACAUUUGCCGUUCGCAAUCCUCUCCAAUACCGGCACUAGGAACGUUAGAAUAACACUGUGCCAGGAACACUUUGAUCGACAGUUGCUGCCAAUAGGAUUCCAUGUUUUUCAGGUCGACACCACGAAAAAUAUAAAUCAAGUAUCUUGUCAGCUUGUGGAACCAGUGAUGAGUUGCGUGCCUCAUCGAUACACGCAAGAAGUAACCCAACUUUGCAGUCUGACAGAAGGAAAAUAUAUGAUUGUUCCUUCCACAUAUCUACCUGAUAGUGAAGCACAAUUCACAGUCACCAUAGAAAUAAAAAUAGACAGGAAGCCAUUCCAAUGUCAGGAGAACUUAGGAGAAAUAAUCAAAGAGGUCUCCUAUACCUCAGUGAUGCAGAGGUAGGAUACAGAUUCCAAAUCCCACAAGCGCCAGUCUGAAAACAACAACAAAAAAUCAGAAGAGUCAUUCUGGAGACAUUCACACUGUACAAUUUUCACAUCACAAUGCCCAGCCCCCUUUGCAUUAAUAAAAUGUGACAGGACUCGUCAUUGUAAAUAAGCAAUUCUGCUUUAAGCAAGCUGGCAAUGUGCUUGUUGCGCAGAAGUAAGAACAAAAGCUGCCCCAGAAGUGGACGCUACUUCAAAGAGUUAGUAGCUCUGCACGCAGCAAUGGACAAAGAGCCGAUCAGUCUCCUGCUGCUUUGAUGUUAUUGAAGGUAAAUGAGAAUGACAUUUAAAUUCAGUUUGUACUUUCAGCACACACCGUAUUACACAGUUCACUGGGUUUUAAAGCUGCUGUGUUGUGACCUCUGGGCUGGAUUUUUCCAUCAUUUUAGCAAAACUGGAACUUAGGCUGUUGUUCAUUGAUGCCAUUGUUUUUCUUCUCCCAAUUUGUUUGACAUUGGAUUGCAUUAAGGUAGAAUAUGAACAAAAAAGGUACAGUGCCUUUUAGUGCAUGAAUAGCAUUGCAUUAUUUUUUUCAGCGUGAGCAAAUUCUGUGUGGUUGGAGACAAAUCAAUAACAAAAUCUUUAGUAUUUGGUUUUUAAGUCAAUGUGACAUUAUUUGGGUUUGUUCCAUUGAGCAUUGAACGUGACCUCGGCACUAUAUUACAUGUAUGAAUAAUGUAUCAUUGCUACCUGUGCAGACUGAAUAGUGACAGACAUUGUUUACCUGAUGUAACUCUAACAAUUAAGUUACAGUGGAAUAGAUUAGGUACAAUAAAUAUAUUCCCAGUGUAGGUAUAGAUAUUCUAUAUUGUAAAAGUGCCCAAAAUGGAUUAAUUCUUGAUCCAGUUUUAAAUGAAAUUUUCAGUAAGCUGAUCGGAGCAAGUUCUUCUGUGUAAGUAUUAACUCUUGUCUUUCAAGUUUUAUCAGCCUAAUACUCUUUAACCAUUAAAAUACAUGCGAGGAAAACCCAUGUUGGCAAGCAUGGAAGGACAAAACUCUUUUCUUUGUAUUUUAUAAAUCAUCUUAAUAGUUAAUUCCACUGAUUCUAAAAUAUUUUAGAAACUAAAAUCACAAAAUGAUUUAUCCCAUUUAUGUGAACUAAAAGUAGUUAGUGAAAGUUAAACCUUUCAAAAGGUUACUGACCCAAAACAUUGACUAUACAUGUUCUUCAGAGAUGCUGCCUGAGCUGCUGAGUUACUCCAGCACUUUGUCUUUUUUUGUAAACCAGCAUCCGCAGUUCCCUGUAUCAAGCACAAUUUUAUUUCCUUUUUUGAAAGCGAUGUAAAAUUAUAUAGCCUGAUUCGAGGAAUUAAGCCAUCCAAAUAAUUGACAACAAGUAACAUUCUUCUUUGUUUUUAAUUACUUGUCUUUCCUUUCAGGGAAUGCCAUGAAGUAGUAUAAUUAACAACUGAAUAUUUAUAAUCUUCGUAUUUUUAGAGGGAAUGAAGCACAACUGUGCAAAAAUUGAUCUAAUUUUACAGCAUGCUGAUGAAGCUUGAUCAAGAAUUAUUUCAAUGGAUAAGUUGCAUCUCAGAUUGUCAUUUUAUGUUAAUUUAUAUUUAUUAAACUAUCAAACUGCUGGAAUUAAUCUGAAUAAAUUUGUAAACAGUAACCUAAAAUUCUUGGAUUCUUGUCAUAGCAUUUGACUAUGAGCAGAAAAGAGCGGCACAGUGGAGCAGGGGUAGAGUCACUGUCUUGGAGCGCCAGAAACCCAGGUUUAAACCUGACCAUCGGUGCGUCUGCACAGAGUUUGUACAUUCUCCCUGUGACCGUGUGUGUAAAUAGUGUUAGUGUAAGGGGUGAUUGCUGGCCGGUGAAGACUCGGUGGGCCGAAGGCCCUGUAUCCGUACUGUAUCUCUACAGUAUCUGUAAAGCCAGAAAACUUGCAUCAGUGGAGGAAUACGUUCAGAAUUUACAAAGAAGAAUUUACUGAAUAAGUUCAGAAUUAAAUUAUGAUAAAACUAUAAGAAUUUGAAAUGUAUCCCUAAUCUGUAAAAUGGCUACCAUCUCCAGGAAGUUGCAUUAGAGUAGAUAAAUGUGUAAAUCCAAAAAAAUGUUAUAAUCACUUUUCCUCCAAAAAAUAAUUGCUUACAGUUUAUGGUCAGAUGAGGUUAAUUUAAUAAUUAGAUGUAACCUUUUUUUUAAUUAUUUUGCUUUUUUUGUAAUAUGUCAUAAGGAAUAGGAGUAGAAUUAGGCCAUUCGGCCCAUCAAGUUUACUCCACCAUUCAACCAUGGCUGAUCUAUCUCUCCCUCCUAACACCAUUCUCCUGCCUUCUCCCCAUAACCUAUGCCACCUGUACUAAUCAAGAAUCUAUCUAUGCCGUAAAAAUAUCCACUGACUUGGCCUCCACAGCCUUCUGUGGCAAAGAAUUCCACAGAUUCACCACCUUCUGACUAAAGAAAUUUCUCCUCAUCUCCUUCCUAAACUACGUCCUUUAAUUCUGAGGCUAUGACCUCUAGUCCUAGACUCUCACACUAGACUAUCACAAAACCUCUCCACGUCCACUGUAUCCAAACCUUUUACUAUUCUGUAUAUUUCAAUGAGGUCCCCCUUCGUUCUUCCAAACUCCAGCUAGUCCAAGCCCAUUGCCGACAAAUGCUCAUCAUAAGUUAGCCUACUCAUUCCUGGGAUCAUUCAUGUAAACCUCCUCUGGACCCUUUCCAGAGCCAGCACAUCCUUCCUCAGAUAUGCCAAAUAUUGUUCACACUAAUACAAAUGCGGCGUUACCAGCGCCUCAACAUUACAUCCCUGUUUUUGUAUACAAGUCCUCUUGAAAUAAAUGCUAGCAUUGAGUUUACUUUCUUUACGACUGAUUCGACUUGCAGAUUAAUUUUUUGGGAAUCCUGUAUCAGCACUCCCAAGUCCCUUUGCACCUCCGAUUUCUGGAUUCUCACCCCAUUUAGAAAAUCGUCUACGCAUGUAUGUUACACCUUAAGGUAUAACGGUAUAAAUUCUUAAGGGGUUGGAUGGCUAGAUGCAGGAAGAUUGUUCCCGAUGUUAGGGAAGUCCAGGACAAGGGGUCACAGCUUAAGGAUAAGGGGGAAAUCCUUUAAAACCGAGAUGAGAAGAACUUUUUUCACACAGAGAAUGGUGAAUCUCUGGAACUCUCUGCCACAGGGGGUAGUUGAGGCCAGUUCAUUGGAUAUAUUUAAGAGGGAGUUAGAUGUGGCCCUUGUGGCUAAGGGGAUCAGGGGGUAUGGAGAGAAGGCAGGUACGGGAUACUGAGUUGGAUGAUCAGCCAUGAUCAUAUUGAAUGGCGGUGCAGGCUCGAAGGGCCGAAUGGCCUACUCCUGCACCUAAUUUCUAUGUUUCUAUGUUUCUAUAACUGAGUUUCCAAAUGACAUGUUCAGGCAUUAUUACCAUUGACCAUACUACAUCCUCUGGGGCUAAAAAUAUAAAUGUAUGAUUGCCAUUCCUUUGGGAAUUAUUUUCCAAAUUAAGUAGUUUUAACAAAGAUUAAUUUGUAUUAUUAAUGUUUAAUAUUUAUUUUGCCUUCAUUUUAUGUGUAUGUGUCAAUCGUUCUUUUCAUGUUUGUAAAAUGUUCAAGUUAAAUAAAAUCAACUCUUUUUACUUCA